This is a messenger RNA of Rhodotorula graminis WP1, 1803 nucleotides long. RefSeq lists its product as uncharacterized. Gene Ontology annotation, cellular component: cytosol. The record is from RefSeq and is a predicted model, not a curated record. Gene Ontology annotation, molecular function: mRNA binding. The transcript is spliced from 6 exons. Lineage: Eukaryota; Fungi; Basidiomycota; Microbotryomycetes; Sporidiobolales; Sporidiobolaceae. Bases 42 to 1769 code for a protein of 575 amino acids.
GCAACGCCGAGCUGAGCGACGCCGACUACCUCGCCCGCCGCAUGAAGCGCCGCAUCGACGACGUCGACGACGCCGAGGGCCCUGUGCUCGAGCUUGCCCAGCAGGACCCGCUCUGGCAACAAGAAGACGCCGACGGGCCCGGAUCCGUCGCCGCCGCGCUCAGCGAUCAAGCGCCGGCAUCUGCAGUCGAGCAAGCGUCGCCUUCGUCGGGAGACGCGCCCGCUCGAGAGACGAUCCUCGACACGGCGCGCCUCUUUGUGCGCAACCUGCCGUUCACCGCCACGACUCAAGAUCUCGAGCAGCUGUUUGGCGCCCAUGGUCCCGUCGAGCAGGUGCACAUCCCCGUCGACAAGCGCACCUCCACGCCAAAAGGGCUCGCCUACGUCAAGUUCGGCAAAGCUCCCGACGCGCUCGCCGCGUUCGACGCCCUCGACGGCACGACUUUCCAGGGCCGCCUGCUCCACAUCCUCCCGGCGAUCGGUCGCGGCGAGCGAGCCGAGCCUGCAGGACGCUCGGCGACGCUCAAGGAGGACCGUCUCGAACGUCGCAAGCAGUCGGCCGGCCAGUCGUUCAGCUGGGGCGCUCUCUACCUCAACACCGAUGCCGCCCUGUCGGCUGUCGCAGACCGACUCGGCAUCUCGAAAUCCGUCCUGCUCGAUCCCGCGGCGAGCGACCCCGCCGUCAAGGUCGCCCUCGCCGAGGCGCACACGCUUGCCGAGACCAAGCGCUACUUCGAGGAUGAAAAUGUCAACGUCGCCGCCUUUUCGCGGCCGGGCCCGCGCUCGUCGACCUGCAUCCUCGUCAAGAACCUCCCGUACGGCACGUCCGCCGCGUCGCUGCACUCGCUCUUUGCCCCGCACGGCGCCAUUCGCCGACUUCUCGUGCCCCCGUCCGGCCUCAUCGCCGUCGUCGAGCUCGAGGACGCCGCGGCAGCAGCAGCAGCAUGGCGCGCGCUCGUGUACAAGCAGUUCUCGGGCAGCGUCCUGUACCUCGAGAAGGCGCCGGCCGCCAUCUUCGCGUCCGAGGGCGAGCCCGGCCCGAGGAGCGAGGUCGCAGCCCUGCCCGUCACGGCCGCUCGAGCCGCAACCCGAGUCGAUCCGCCCGAGGGAGACGAUUCUGCGCAGAGCGCGGCCGCGACGCUGUUCGUCAAGAACCUCAACUUUGCCACGACGACGCCUCGCCUCAAGACCGCCUUCGACGCGUUCCCGGACGUCGUGUUCGCCCGAGUCCAGACCAAGUCGGACCCGGCCCAGCCCGGUCGUACCCUCAGCAUGGGCUUCGGCUUUGUCGGGUUCCGCACGGCGGCGGCGGCCGCCGCCGCCAAAGACGCCCGUCAAGGUUACGUCCUCGACGGCCACGCGCUCGACGUCCGCUUCGCGCAGCGCAACGCCGACCGAGCCGCCACCACGGCGCCGAGCGCAGGUGCCAAGGAGACGUCGACCAAGUUGCUCGUCAAGAACGUGCCGUUCGAGGCCACGCGGGCCGAUCUUCGGCAGCUCUUUGGGACCUACGGCACGCUCAAGUCUGUGCGCUUGCCGCGCAAGAUGGACAACAAGACGCGCGGGUUCGCCUUCCUCGAGUUUGCGACCCGGCGAGACGCCGAGGCCGCCUUCGACGCUCUCGAGCACACGCACCUACUCGGACGGCAUCUUGUGCUUCAGUGGGCCGGCGCCGACGACGGUCCUGAGCGCGAGGGCGAGCGGCCACCGAGCACUGCCGUCGUCGGGGCCCCGUCUCGGCGAGUCGCCAAGACCAAAUUUGCGAUGUGAGCCGAGCUGCAAUGUAUCUUUCAGUCGGCCUAGC